This is a messenger RNA of Neurospora crassa OR74A, 1833 nucleotides long. RefSeq lists its product as hypothetical. The record is from RefSeq and is a predicted model, not a curated record. The transcript is spliced from 3 exons. The coding region runs from base 343 to 948 and encodes 201 amino acids. Gene Ontology annotation, cellular component: membrane. NCBI's taxonomy places the organism in Eukaryota, Fungi, Ascomycota, Sordariomycetes, Sordariales, Sordariaceae.
AAAGAACUGUUCUCGGCUGUCAUAUCAACAGGCCUGGGCUGGUCUCGCAUAUCGACCAUCCCACUUACUAAAGAGCAGCAACACUUCAAGGUCUACAGACCUACAGAAACCUCCUGUACCACCCAACGCCACUGUCACACCUAUUACUGCGUAGGCGAUCUUUGCCGGGACAAGGUCCGAAUGUGACGUGGAAUCUCCAGGACCACAAGUAUAAGGGUGUGUCCUCUUCCCAACCCCGCAGCACAGCUCUUGACACUUACUAUACCCUUGUUACAAUAUUCCCAACCCGUCCAAGUUGCCGCAUCAUCAGAACUAAGCCCUAUCAGACCAGCGAAGAUCAAAAUGACCGAGCGCAAACUUCCACCAAGAAAAACGCCUGACGAUAAAGGUUCUCAGGAGGCAUCACCAACAGAUGAGACAACGAAAGACUCCAGAACCCCCGCGAAAGAAGUCCCCAUGGGCCCCAACACGCAGUCAACCAACGAGUCCCAAAAUGGUCUACCUCAGCCGAACGAUGACUUGCUUGAAAAGAUAAAAUGGGCCAAAGAAUGUGUCAAAAACAACCCCAAAGCCGCCGCAGCUCUCGGUCUUACAGCCGGCGGACUAACAGUCGUCGCUGCCCCCGCACUGCUCACCGGGCCAGUGUUGAGUUUCAUGGGUUUUGGUUCCACUCACGGUGGAAUCGUAGGAGGGUCUUUCGCAGCUGCAAUUCAAGGCAUGAUGGGUAACGUUGUGGCUGGUAGCUGGUUUGCUACCGCUACAAGCGCGGCGAUGGGAGGGUAUGGAGUCCCUGUUAUUGCGGCUGUUGGGCAAGGCGUUGGGGCUGCGGCUGCGGUUGCGGGUGGCGCGUAUGCUACUAAGGAGCUGAGGAAGGAGCAGGCGGAUAAGGAGGGGGAAGGCGAGGGUAAAGAUGAAGGGGGUGAUGGGCCGAAGGGAUUUCGACGAUGAGUCUACUUUGUUGGAUGACUCGGACUCCGAGACCUCUGACAAGGACUGGCUAAAGGGAAGACUGUGACUGCCCUACGUGUUGCGGAUUUCUUUCGAAUUGUUGGUUGGGUUGAGGUUUGUAACCAUCGAUCUGUCCCAGACCUCUGAAUACCCCUGUGGUUCUAGGCCGGCAUCAAGCAGCACAACCCAGCCCAGUCGUUGCCUCUACCCUCUUCUUCGUGCGACUCUUGCCCGCCGCGCUUGCCGCACCUUCCGUGUUUGCCUGCCGUUCCUACCUCCGACCUGAUCCUCCCGCCUACCCCGCGUCAUCCAAUGUGUCAAACCCGUCUAGGGUGUUCGAGUUUCCCUUAACUGAUUGCUCUCCCGUGGUGUGGUCCGUUGGUGUAAUGGUAACAUUUCCGGCGUGGUAAAUCUGCGUCUGCAUACGUGCCGCAGGAAGACAACGGUUCCAGUCCGUUACGGACCAUUACCCGCUUUUUUUUCUUCUUUCUCUCUUCCCCCCUUUUCUUCCUCUUCCAGUCGCAUUUGCUGAUGCUCUAUCUGACACCAAGAUAGAGAGUCAGCUAACGCUCUCUUUACUUAUCGAUCCCCAAAUUCAUCAUGCUCGUGUCAUGCAUGCAUGCCCGGGGCAGCCCUCCUUCACUCCCUCCUCCUGCUUCUAUAAACCAACACUACCUCCCCCUCCUCCACCAACUUCCCGCUCCCCUCUUCUUCUUCAGUGAGGUCCUCUAUCACACCCCAUCCCUCCAACACUGCCCUAUACUCCUCCACAUCACAGCACGGUCCAAUCCAAACCACCACCUCCAGUCCCUUUCCCCGUUCGGCUGCUAUCCCCUCCAUCUCAGCCAAAUACCUCUCCACCAACCCUCCACUCCUAGGAUAAAC